This is a messenger RNA of Mytilus trossulus (common blue mussel), 6196 nucleotides long. RefSeq names its product transcription factor MafK-like. The record is from RefSeq and is a predicted model, not a curated record. The coding region runs from base 198 to 680 and encodes 160 amino acids. Gene Ontology annotation, biological process: regulation of transcription by RNA polymerase II. Gene Ontology annotation, cellular component: nucleus. NCBI's taxonomy places the organism in Eukaryota, Metazoa, Mollusca, Bivalvia, Mytilida, Mytilidae. Gene Ontology annotation, molecular function: RNA polymerase II cis-regulatory region sequence-specific DNA binding; DNA-binding transcription factor activity, RNA polymerase II-specific. The transcript has 2 exons.
AAUCAGAAUUCUUCCCGAGAGGCGCAAAAAUACGCACCGCUCCGAGAAUUGCCGAGUCUCAAAAUAAUACGUAGAAACCAAAAUAAACGCAUUUUACAGAAUUUGGAGAUUUUAGAGUUGGAUUUAGGUGACCCAGUUAUUCUAAAAGGGACAGUUUAAUAUUAUUUAACCUGUUUAUUGUUGACAGACAAAGAAGAAUGAGUAAAAAGAUCUUUUUGUCGCAGUGCAAGUCAGAUGCAGCUGCAGCUUUACUUGCAUGUAGCCCACCUUCUCGUCCUAGUAGAAGCAGCACUCCUACAGCACCCAUCUCAGAUAAUGAGUUAGUAGCCAUGACGGUCAAAGAGCUGAAUAAGUUACUUAAAGGCUUAAACAAAGAGGAGAUAAUCAAGUUGAAGCAGAGACGUAGAACGUUAAAAAACCGUGGGUAUGCUGCAAAUUGUAGAGAAAAGAGGAUGACACAGAAGGACAUUCUUGAAGGAGAAAAAGAUGGUUUGAGAGCCGAGGUUGAACGUUUACAGCGUGAAAAUGAUGUGGUUAAGCUGGAGUUAAAUUCACUCAAAAACAAAUAUGAUGCUUUACAGAGAUUUGCAGAGGUGAAUAGGAUCCGUGUUUUAUCACCACCCAUCAUGUAUUCAACUGGUUUCCCACACAUUGUCAAAGCGGAACCGAGUCUUGGGUAACCUAAGUAAAACAUUCCUUAUCAUUCACCUGUAUAUAACAUUUCUGUUUCAUUAAUUUAUUACAAGUGUUAAUAUCGACACUAACUUGACAAUUUCCAGAUUGAAGAUUGCUGGUUGCUCAUUUCGCCUUACAAGGUUUAAAAUGUGUUCAAAUUUUUUGUAAUUUUGUAUUGUAUGUAAAUUGUAAGGGUCAUUGACUAACGGAGUUAUGUAAUGAUGUUACAUAAACUUGGACAAAGUCUUACAAGAAACUGAUCAUUCAACUUUUGCAUGAUAGUUGACUUUCGACAAUUUUUUUAUAAAUUAUCAGGUGAUUAUAUAAUGUGUGUCACAUGAAGCCCUAGAUACAUUUGUACUCCCACUUGCUUAGAGUAAACAAAUGUUUAUUUUUAGUUUUGAUUAUGCAGCAGCGCUGAAAAGAUUACAAGUGCAUUAAGAAGUUCAUUGACAAGGAAAUGGAAAACAAACAAAACAUACGUCAUUUGAAUAUUAACACACAAAUCAUGCACUGGUACUUAAAUAGUAUUUACGAUUUUUUCAAUUUUAUUUUUACCAGAUGUGCUGUAAGUACAUUAAGGUUAAUGAUCAGUUUCUGUAUUUUGACUGAUUUUUAUGGUGCUGUAGUAUUAGUGGCAAGUAAUGUUUGCACACAUUGCACAUGUCUGGUCAUAUGGACGAUGUUUUAUUUAUUUAUGAUGAUGUUUCAAAGGUUGUGACUUGUUAUAGGUGCAACUAUGUUACCUACAAAGGAAGAUGAUAGGGAUAUUUUUUAGAACAGAUGCACACAUCGUCAUUUCAGGUGGAAAUUUGAAGUAUGACUAAUUGUUCAAAAGAAAAUUAUUUUAUCCUUUGAGCAUAUUUUUUAACUGACUUCUUUAGAUUUGUAGGAAGUUGCGCAACAUUUGUUAUGACUGAAAUUUGAUACAUUCAUAAUGAUGUGUGCGGAAGUUCUAAUUAGUCUUAUUCAUAUGAUAACUUCCAUUCCUUGGUUGCAAUUGCCUUGCAAUAGUGUUUUUUUUUUAUUACACCUGGGCAUUUUAUUUCAUUCCUUACAGUUCAAAUUCUUUAUGAAAAGCCUUAUGGUAAAAUAUCUUGUAUGUACAUUUGUAUAUUGUACAUGUAAAAUCUGUUUUACCUGAAAUUCUUACAAAUUUAUAAUUGUUAAAAACAAAAUUGUUUUUUGUCAAACCUGCAUUUCUUACAACUUUUUGUGGUUAAAGAAAAAGUUUAAAAAGGCAGUAGGUUUGGACGACAAGAAAGAGGUAUAAGAAAUAGAGGGAAAGGUGACAUUCCAAUGACCCAACAAUUAUGUGAUUAAUUUUAUGUGUUGAUGUAUUGAAUUAUCAGUGAUUGCUCUGGGGUACCAUGUCAAAUUAUCCUUGUUUUGUUAUUUGAUUUUUAAAUUUAAUUAAUUUCAAUUAAAGAAAUGUUUAGGAAAUUGUAUAAGGUUACCAGAGCAGUCUGAUAGAAUUUAUGACAAAGAUAUCAGAUGUGGUUUAUGAAAGAUCAGAAUCUAUCUCCCUGAUAUUCAUGGGAGUGUAUAAGAUAUUGACCAUGUAAUGUGUAUAUGAACUUGAUAAACUUUUAUAAGGUGUGCUGCCUCAAAACUCAUUGAAGAAAGAUUAUUUUGUGAGAGUACAGUGCAAAUAUAUUUUUGUAAUCGAAACUUUUAGUCAGCUUACAGUGCAUGUACAAUGAUCAAUUUUUUAAGUGCAGUCAUUUAAAAAACAAUUUCAUGCCAAGACAUUGUUACACCGUGUUUAAAUUUAGGACAAUUGUCAACGUUUAUUUAGAAAAUCCUGACCAACAAGGAAGAAGAAAACGAAAAUGGACUUCCUGAUUUUGUUAUUUUUGUAACAUAGUCAUUGUAGUAAACAAACAUAUUACGUCAAUACCACCACUCUGAGCUUUAUUUUUUGUACAAUAUAAAUCACAAUGCCGUCCAAAAAGUAGUUGUAUAUAUAUUUAGACAUUGUAUUACUGUGUGAAAUUCUGUAUUGUUUGUCAGAUUGUGUAAGUUCGUACUAAGACAGGUGCUUUUAACCACUUUUUCAGAUCCUUCCAAUUCGCUUCAGAACUUCAAUGAGAUGGGAUCAUACAAACAAUGCUGUUUGAAAACUUAAUUAAUAAUGUUUUUAUGUAAAAAAAUAAUUAAGUACUAAGUCAAUUUAGAAAGGUAUAUUAAAAUAAUAAAUUUUGUUUGAACUUUCCGCCUUCAAACGUUUUCGUUUUUAAUUAGUUGAAUUUAUGACAUUUGAAGGAGUACAAAAAAUGGAGCUUAAAUAAGUACAUGAUCUCAUUUUAUGACGUGUUUUGGGUGGAUCAUAGUUUGUGGUUAUUAAAACCACUUCACACUAGGAUACCACUAUUGAUGACAUUUUUACCUUUAAAUUACUUUAACAUGCUUUAUCAAGUAUUGUUAUAAUAUACCCAACCUAUAUACUUAGGAAAAAUCACUGAAGCCUGUUAUAUCACAAGAAUUUCCUGUUGACAAAUUUUUUGUCAGCUCAGCAAAAAAAUUAUUGCUUAUAGUGCAACGUAAGAAUUGUGUGGAUUCAGCACUUUGUGAUUUAUUUCGAAUAUAAAUGUUAAAAUACAUUUUCUUUUCAGACCAAAAACAUAAAUUUUAUCUGACUAGUUAAAAUGUUCUGUUGCAAUUGAUUAAAAGUUAUAAGGUCGAGUUCGGAGUAAUUGUAGUAUGAUAGAUCAGUAUUGCCACAUCUCACUAUUGUCUAGGUAACAUACUGUACAACCUGUUACCAGAACGUGGUGGAUUGUCGUGGCGGGAUAUAUUUAGUUAAUGAAAAAAGUAUAAUGUAACACAUUGUUAAGGUUUUACAGAGUGAAAGUACAUGUAUACGCAAUUAUUUUUAAAAAGCUUAUAAAUCUAGCAAAUACACUUGAGAAAUACAAAUGAAUGAAAUAGUAAAAAUAGUAAAAGCAAAUUUUGGAUCAUACACAUUUCAGAAUGGAUAUGGUCAUCUUUUAGACAUACAAAUUCAGAAUAGAUCAGGUCAUCUUUGGGUUACACUAAUUUCAGAAUAGAUUUUAGGUAUGAAAGUGAAAAGUAUGUAUGAACUUAUUGGAGUGAAUGAAAAAAUGGUGAAAAUAUGUGGUCAAGAGAAAAACUUGUUUCUCAUAAGUUUAUCAAACCUUUAUAUUAAUAUUUUGAACUAGUUCAUUGAAGGUAACUUAUUAAAGCAAUAUGAAAUAGAUUACAGGUAAAUAAAUCAAUAGUGACCUGUUUACCUAGACAGGUAUAUAAAACCCUACCUUUUGAUUACCACAUAUUUCCUGGUGUUGUGAAAUAUGUUAUAUAUUUAUGCAGACUAAACAAGUUUUAUAAGCCACAUAUCAAAGAUUCUUUCAUACAAAUUUUCAGAUUGAAAAAAAUUCGUUCAUGUUGAUCGAGUUUGGAGAACAUGAUGAAUGUAUAAUAAACAACCAAGGGUUCAAAUUAGCAAAUAUUUUCUUACUACUUUCUUCAUGUGGAUUUAAAACUAGUUAUCAUAUUUCAAGCCCUUCAGUUUUAAUUCAUAAAGUAUAUGUAUACUUUCUAAAGAUAAAAAUUCGGUCUCAAAUAUGGGUUCAUUAUGGAAAUAGUCUGUCAUAACUUGUCCUCUUGCGGUUAAGUUAAAAAUUAACCUUGAUAGGAUGAUAAAUAAAGAUUUUCUUGACAUUGAAUUUCAAAAGUAGUUCCCAGAAUGUACUUGUUCAGUAAUAAAUUUCAUGCGUUCACCAUUUUAAAACAUUUUUAAGUACAACACUUGACAUCUGUGCAAUCAAUCACAUAUACAUACUUAUUUAGUAUAUAAUUAGGGAAAAGAAAAUAAACUUACUUCUUCAAUGUUUAAAUUCAUGAUCAGCAUUUUAGGAAAUUUAAGUAAUUAAAAAAAAAUUGUAAAAAAGGCACUUGUCACUACAGUAAAUAAGACCGAUGAUUUCUUAGAUUUAUAAAUACUGCUUCUAAAUUUUAAUCAAAAGUCUCAUUUGAAAAUAUUUAGACCAGCAAGUACCUCAAUACAAGAUAUGUACUUACAACACGUAUGAUUUGUAUGGAUGUGAAAUAUGAAUGUAAACAUGAGUAGAACUAGGACAACUAGAAAAGAUUAAGGGUACUGCCCUGAAUUUUACAAAAUAAAAGUGCUAAAAUGUUUCUAAAUUGUGAAAAUUCAAUGUCCAUUUAUAAAUUUUGUUUUGAAUGGUAAUUUUUCAAUGUUAUGUGGUUGUAUAUGCUACAAAACUUAAUUUUAAUGAAUGUAUUAUGCAGUGAUGUAGCAAGCAAAUUUUAAAAAGUGUUAAUUGGUCACAAAAUUUAAGUACACAAGUUAGACCAUGAUGCAUCACUGCUUAGAUGUUUGAACUUGUGGUCAUGUGACAGAUUGUGGUCAUGUGAAAGAUUGUGUUCAGUUGAGAUGGUUCUUUUUGCAUUUAAUUUGCAGAGGGGAUUGAGGUUUAUAUGGACGGGAUGCAAUAUUGUUGUUUAUUAUUUAUAUUUAUGAAUGUAUUGUAAGUGUUAUAUGAGUUCAUGGGGCAGCUAAUGAAUCUUUUGUUUUGUAUAUUAAAUCUUUAAUUCAUUGUACUUUACAUUUUUUAUUUCAAAGAAUAAACUGGUAUUAAAGACCUUUAAUGAAAAUGUCAACAAUGCUUAUCUAUGGUGUUUGAAGCAAGUUUUAACUUGUGCAUUCUGGGUAAUAUUUCAAGGUAGCUUUUGGUUAACAAUAUCCUAUUUAAAGGAUUUUAAUCUUAUGAUGUAAUGUUAUUUUCAUUUUGAGGUAUAAGCCGUGACAUUUACUAAUAAAUUUUGAAAGACAAGUUAAUAAAAGAUUAUCAGACAUUUUUAAAGUUCAACUGAGGCAAAUUUUAUGUUUGUUUUAUUUUUGUUUGGAAUUUACAUACAUAUUUGUUUAUAAAGUAUUUCCGUAAAGAAACAUGUCUUUCAAAACUUUAUUAAGCAGAAUGAUAAAAAAAAGUUCAUUUCACUUUAGAACCGGAAAAGAUAACCUUAUGAGGGAAUAAGAUAUCGCUGGUUUAUUCUUUGAAAUAUAUUGUACAAAUGUUCAGUCAUACUAUAUAACUUGAUGUAAAUUUAUGCAUUGAAUCAUUUGGAUAUUGUAGUGCUAUCUCUUUGAUCUUCUGAGUGCUGUGAUUAAGUAACAUUUCCAUGUAUGUUUUACUUAUGUUUUUUUUUCUUGUACUUUGUUUUAAUUACAAAAAUAAUUUGAAAAUGAUUGAUGAAUGUAUGUUUCAUAGACAAAAUCCAAUGCUACGUGUAUUGGAAAAAACAAUCAUGUAAAUACAUGCAUGUAAUACAGGUUGAAUUAAUAGACAAAUUAAUGUUUGUUUCUAAAUUUUUGUGCAAAAAUUGAUUUUAAAUAACCUUUUUGACACACUGUUUAUUAUUUGCCAAAAUUUGUUUGAAAUUUCGAUCACAUUGUUUAUAUUUUACAAGGAAAUUCAGUUAUUGAAUGAAUAUGUACGUCAAAUUGCAUUUAAUAAAAACAAAAUUUCUCAAA